AAUACGGGUAUGUUUUGAAGAGGAGGGGGUGCAACGAUGUUUUGGAAACUGGGCUGACUCGAGCGUUCAAAACCGUGACAAAACGAAUCACGGUCACGUUUGUGGAAUACAUUUGCCGGCAGAGAUAUUUCUUCUCUGAGGGAAUAUGUGAAAUCUUACUUUUGUCGUGUGCCUUUUCCUUUCUGGAGUGAAAAGAAGCGUGUGGGAAAGAUGGCGCGCGCUCCGGCUAACUUUGGUCUAGCUGUGGCUGUGCUGGUCGCGCUGGUGCUCAGACUUCCAAACGCCAAAGCCGAGCCUAAUGUUAAACAGGAGGAGAGGUCUUGUCAAGGUGCCUUCGACUUGUAUUUUGUCCUCGACAAAUCUGGAAGUGUCAAACAUCACUGGAUUGAGAUCUACUCAUUUGUGGAACAUCUAGCAGAGAAAUUUAUAAGCCCAAUGCUAAGGAUGUCAUUCAUUGUCUUCUCUACACGUGGAAAUACCAUCAUGAGACUAACUGAGAAUAGAGAUGACAUUAACAAAGGCCUGAGUAUGCUGAAAAGAGAGGUACCAGGAGGUGACACAUUUUUGAAUCUUGGAUUACAGAAGGCAAAUGAGCAAAUAUAUCAUGGAAAAUACAAGACAGCCAGUGUUAUCAUUGCUUUGACAGAUGGAGAGUUAAACACAAAUCAGUUCAUCACAGCCCAGCAAGAGGCACAGAGGGCCAGGUCUUUGGGAGCCAUAGUGUACUGUGUGGGGGUGAAAGACUUCAAUCAGACACAGCUGGCCACCAUUGCAGACACUAUUGAGCAUGUGUUCCCUGUCGUGGGAGGUUUCCAGGCCCUGAGGGGAAUGAUCGAUUCUAUCAUCAAAAAGUCAUGCAUUGAGAUUUUAGCAGCUGAGCCUUCAAGCGUGUGCGCUGGAGAGUCGUUCCAAGUGGUUGUGAAGGGGAAUGGAUUUUUGCAUGCUAGAAACACUGAUCAGGUCUUAUGCAGCUUUAAAGUCAAUGACACAGUCACCAUGAAUGAGAAACCUGUAAACAUUGAAGACACACUCCUGCUUUGCCCAGCACCGGUGAUAGAUGAAGUUGGAAAGGUGAUAUAUCUCCAAGUCAGCAUGAAUGAAGGCUUUUCCUACAUCACUAGUGCAGUGCACAUCACCACCACAGAAUGUUUUGACGGCACCAUUGUCUUCCUGGCCUUGCUGGUGAUCUUCCUGCUGGUGGGUUUGCUGCUGUUGUGGUGGUUUUGGCCUCUGUGCUGCACUGUGGUCAUCAAAGAGCCACCUCCACCGCCACCACCUGAGCCUGAGUCUGAUGAUGAGGAUGGGAUGCCAAAGAAGAAAUGGCCUACGGUAGAUGCCUCAUACUAUGGAGGCAGAGGAGUUGGAGGUAUUAAACGAAUGGAGGUGCGCUGGGGAGAUAAAGGCUCUACAGAAGAAGGGGCUAAGUUGGAAAAGCCCAAGAAUGCAGUGGUGAAGAUGCCUGAGCAGGAGUUUGAGCCCUACGAGCCCAAACCCAAAAGGCCUCCCAGAAACCAGGCUGCCCCAAGGAGAUGGUACUCUCCCAUUAAGGGGAAACUGGACGCUCUGUGGGCUCUGUUCCGCCGUGGAUACGACCAAGUGUCUCUAAUGAGACCCCAGCCUGGAGAUCAGGGUCGAUGCAUCAACUUUACACGGGUGAAAGAGGAGGCAGUCCGAGCACCAUUGCGCCAGCCUCCACCACCUCCACCACCCCCACCGGACCGCCAGCCCCUGGUGCGCCCCACCUCAGCCCCUCCCAACAGACCACCCUCCCGUGGACCCUCCAUCAGCCGUUCACCCAUGGACGCCCCCCCAGCCAGAGCACCCCCAGGCCCCCCAAGACAGCCUCCCUCUCGCCCCCCACCCUGUCCUGGGAACCGGCGCUGAGAACAAUGGAGAACUUUCAUCACCCUAAAUUCUGUCUUUACCAACAUAAAUGCUGGUAUUUAUCUUUAAGCCACUGGCUUGCAGCGCUAGAAUUUUAGAUUUGUUGCUGGACAGCAAAAAUGAA
This is a messenger RNA of Colossoma macropomum (tambaqui), 2008 nucleotides long. RefSeq names its product ANTXR cell adhesion molecule 1d (gene antxr1d). Gene Ontology annotation, molecular function: signaling receptor activity. Gene Ontology annotation, cellular component: membrane. NCBI's taxonomy places the organism in Eukaryota, Metazoa, Chordata, Actinopteri, Characiformes, Serrasalmidae. The record is from RefSeq and is a predicted model, not a curated record.